AUGGCGAAAAGUACUAAAAAGUCCACUCGUAAAUUCGAGAAGAAUCAUCUCAAGGAUACAUUGGAAAAGCGUAAAGAUGGCGCAAAGUAUAAGCAAAGACAACAAAUGAAAGCAAAGCGAACGGCUCGAAAUGCUAAGGAUGCCGAAUUCUUGGGAGGAAAAGAGGACGGGGAGGAAGGUACAAAGCCUAAACCAUCUGCGAAAGAGGAUGCAUUCGGAAAGAUGAGCGUCGAUGAUUUCUUUCAAGGUGGUUUUGAAGUUCCAGCCAAGCUUGAAAAAAAAUCGAAAGCAAAGAAGGGAGCAGAGAAGUUAGGAAAGAGGAAGAGAACCGAGCCUGAGGAAGAAGAAGAGGAAGAAUCAUCCGAUGAUUCAAUUGGAGAGGCGCCAGUAAUGAGCGACAGUGAAGAUGGCGAUGAUGAUAACGACGAAGGAAUGACUGGUAUGAGCAAGAGUGCCAUGGAUGCGCUCGCUGAGAAGGACCCGGAAUUUUAUAAAUAUCUCAAAGAGAACGACCCAGAAGCCUUGGAUUUCGAGGACGAUGCAGACUUUGCCGAAGUUGACGAGUUAAGUGGUGAAGAAGAUGAACAACCAAAAAAGAAGAAACAAAAGAAGUCGAAAAAGGCAAAGAAGGAGGAGGUCGUAGAGGUAGAGGAGGAGGAGGAGGCGCAAGAAGAAGAAGCUGAGGAGGAAGAUGCCUCUGAAGUCACUAAAGCAAUGGUCACAAAGUGGACCAAAGCAAUGUCUGAACAGAAGUCUCUACGGGCCAUGCGACAAGUUGUUCUAGCUUUUAGAGCAGCUGCGCACGUCAAUGAAGACGAUGGAAAGGAAUACAAAUACUCGAUAACGAAUCCUGAAGUCUAUCACGAGCUCUUGCUUGCUGCCUUGAAGCAAGUUCCCGAGGUUCUCAAUCAUCAUCUUCCAGUCAAGGAGAGUGCUGCUGGCAAAGUCAGAGUUUCAACAGAUUCGAAGAAGUUUAAGACGCUGUCACCCCUCUUGCGAUCUCACAUUACUUCUGUUCAACAUCUCCUCGCUUCGCUGUCCGAUGCCUCUACCCUCAAACUUACACUUUCCUCGGUCAUACCACUUCUUCCAUAUCUCUUAUCUUUCAAAAAGGUUCUCAAGAAUGUCGUUAAGACCGUGGUAGACAUUUGGUCCGACGCCUCGAGUACAGAAGCAACCCGAAUCACUGCUUUCCUGGUUAUCCGACGUCUGGCAAUAAUUGGUGACGCUGGACUAAGGGAAGCCGUUAUGAAGACGGUAUAUCAAGGUUUGCUCAAAGGAAGCCGAAAUACCACCAUUCAUACUAUUCAGGGAAUAAAUCUUAUGAAGAACUCCGCCGCUGAGUUAUGGGGAAUCGAUCAAGGUGUUGGAUAUACAACCGGUUUUACAUUUAUUCGUCAACUAGCAAUUCAUUUGCGAAGCAGCAUCACAAAUAACCAGAAAGAAUCAUACAAGCAAGUCUACAAUUGGCAAUACGUCCAUUCUCUUGAUUUCUGGUCGACUGUUCUAGCUGAGCAUUGUAAUUCCCUGAAGGAGGCUGAGACAGGAAAAGAAUCUCAACUUCGACCGCUCAUCUACCCAACUGUUCAAGUCACCCUUGGAGCUAUGCGUCUUAUCCCAACUUCCACUUAUUUCCCACUCCGAUUCCACUUAAUCCGUUCGUUACUUCGACUCUCGCGAGCCACUGGAACAUACAUUCCUUUAGCAUCUGUAUUACUCGAGGUCCUUAACUCCGCAGAAAUGAAAAAGCCCCCUAAGCCGAGCACAUCUAAAUUCUUCGACUUCACAUCCAACUUCAAAGCUCAAAAGUCCUAUCUUCGUACACGAGUUUAUCAAGAUGGUAUUGGGGAGCAGGUGGCUGAAUUACUUGCCGAGUUCUUUGUCCUCUGGUCUACGAGCAUUGCACUUCCAGAACUAACAUUACCGGUUGUCGUAAUGUUAAAGCGAUGGCUCAAGGAUGCUUCGAACAAGAGCUCCGGAAACAAGAACAGCAAAGUAAACUCCAUGUUUGUACUCCUCAUUCAAAAAUUGGAAGCAAACUCAAAAUGGAUUGAGGGAAAGAGAGCUAAGGUUGAGUUCGCACCCAACGAUCGAGCUGGAGUAGAUGGCUUCUUGAAAGGAUUCGAAUGGGAAAAGACUCCACUGGGAGCAUUUGUUGUUGGACAAAGAAAGCAGAGAGAGGAGAAGGCGAAGAUGUUGGAAGAAGGCAGAAGGGAAGAAGACAGAAAGAGAAAGUUGGAACGUGAGCAGGAAAAGGAAAUGGGAGGCAGUGAUGAUGAUUCUGAGGUGGAUGAUGAAGAAGACUCCGAGGCCGGCUUUGAGGAUGAAGAGUAA
Messenger RNA from Botrytis deweyae, 2334 nucleotides. RefSeq lists its product as uncharacterized. The record is from RefSeq and is a predicted model, not a curated record. Lineage: Eukaryota; Fungi; Ascomycota; Leotiomycetes; Helotiales; Sclerotiniaceae. The coding region runs from base 1 to 2334 and encodes 777 amino acids. The transcript has a single exon. Gene Ontology annotation, cellular component: Noc2p-Noc3p complex; nucleoplasm; Noc1p-Noc2p complex. Gene Ontology annotation, biological process: ribosomal large subunit biogenesis.